Sodiomyces alkalinus F11 is the source of this 1575-nucleotide messenger RNA. RefSeq lists its product as hypothetical. Lineage: Eukaryota; Fungi; Ascomycota; Sordariomycetes; Glomerellales; Plectosphaerellaceae. The record is from RefSeq and is a predicted model, not a curated record. The transcript is spliced from 3 exons. The coding region runs from base 53 to 1441 and encodes 462 amino acids.
CUCCAUUAUCCCUUCACUCAGAUCAUCCUUGGCCUGGGCGUCAGCCCUCAAUAUGAAGACAUUGAUCCUGUGUUUCAUACACGGAUUCAAGGGUGGUGAGGACACCUUCGGACUCAAAUCUCAGUUCACAAAUGACUUGCGCUCUCUCGUUCAGGAUGAGCUCCCUAAAAUCGACGUCAAAGUUCUUAUAUACCCGAAGUAUGAGACGAAGGGGGACCUGGGCGACUGCGUGAGUCGCUUUCGCGACUGGCUGCUCGAAAAAGUCAUCGACCUCGAGGUAGCUGCCGGAACCCCUUCCCCCACGGUGGACCCCUCCGUGCGUACCAUUCUCCUCGGACACUCCAUGGGCGGCAUCGUAGCCGCCGAGACCGUCAUAGGUCUCACCGCCGACCAUCCCAUAUACACCGAAGACGGCAUCGAGAAAUCUACCGAAGCACCCACUUCGCUCAACGCCCUCAUGUUCCCCUACAUCCAGGGCGUCCUCGCCUUCGACACGCCCUACCUAGGCAUCUCCCCUGGUGUCGUCGCCCACGGCGCCGAGGACCACUACACGACCGCUUCGGCCGCCCUGACCCAGCUAAGCGGCCUCGGCACCGCGCUCUGGGGCGCCACCUCCAAGUCAGGCGCCGGCGCCGCCUCGUCCUCGAGAAGCAACACCCCCCGUGCCGCCCUACCACCACCACCGCCGCCGCCGCCGCCGCCGCCGACAAACGACCAGCAGAGGCAGCAGCAGCAGCAGCAGCAACAACAACAAGACCAACAACGGCAAGCCUCCCCCUGGGCCAAAUGGGGCAAAAUCGCCGCCAUAGCAGGGGGCGCCGCCGCCGUCGCCGCGGGCGGGGCAGCCGCCUACAUGAACCGCGACCAGCUGACGCAAGGGUGGACGUGGGCGACCUCGCACCUCGAGUUCGUGGGCUGCCUCGCGCGGGGCGCCGAGCUGCAGAAGCGCGUGCGCUACAUGGCGCGCCUGAGCCAGGAGCUCGACGUCGGCUUCGCCAACCUCUACACGCGGCUCGGGCGCGCCGCGGGGUCCAGGGAGGUCGGUGUUGUCGGCACCGUGCUGGGCAGGGACCGGACUUUCUGUAACUUGCCCAAACACCAUAACCGCCGGGGGGGCGACGGGGACGUGGGCGCCGUGGGGUUGUGGCGGGAGGCUGUGAAUGACGCUGCUACGGACGAGACGCUGGCGCACACGUCCAUGUUUGAGCUCGCGCUGAACCCGGGGUAUGAGGCCUUGGCUGAGGAGGCGAAGGCGCUGAUUGUGAAGUGGACGAAGAACGAGUGGUAUGAGCGUAGCGGGCCCGCCUUGGAAAUUCAAAUGGGUCCGGAUCCGGAUGGAGGGGAGCAGCAGAGGCCGGUUGGGCAGGCGCCGGGGCCUGGGCCUGGGCCUGGGGUGUCGAGGGGCGGGACUUUUGGGCUGGAAGAUAACCCUUGGGCAUGACAAUGGUUGAUAAACAAGAGUUGUAUUAAGAAUAGGGCGCCAUGUUGGCUAAGUGAUUCCCAGCCCUUCUUUUUGUUCCCCCAAAAUACCCAUGCGACCGACGAACCUACCCAUUCUAUAUUUGUAUCGUUUCG